Molecule: messenger RNA, 1794 nt
Organism: Aspergillus bombycis
Lineage: Eukaryota; Fungi; Ascomycota; Eurotiomycetes; Eurotiales; Aspergillaceae
Product: WD40 domain protein
Exons: 7
Coding region: 1-1794 (597 amino acids)
Biological process (GO): microtubule anchoring at mitotic spindle pole body; protein localization to mitotic spindle pole body; mitotic sister chromatid segregation
Cellular component (GO): MWP complex; mitotic spindle; microtubule organizing center
Molecular function (GO): protein binding
Source: RefSeq, a predicted model, not a curated record
AUGGACUCCACCGGAGCAGGGGUCUCGUCUUCAAUCUCCCUGUCUGAGCAUGGAGAAUAUGCUGCUCAGACAAGUGCGAAAGAUCUCAUUCUGCACCUCAACCCGACCUCUUCUGGGUUCCAGGAUGUAGAAAUCGUCAAAGUCAAAGAAAGCUCGUCAAAGUUUUUGAAAUUCUCACGAGCGAGCUACACUGUAUCACCAGAAACAUAUGCCGCUAGAGGUGAAAUUGCACCAGGGAGACGUGUGCUCCAUGCCAGUGAUGCACGCGUUCUGGUAUGGCAAUUGCUCCCGCUGCAAUUACAUGCUGAAAUCGAAAGUAUCGAGCCUGGUGCCCUGAACAUUGAUUUCGGCAGCGAUGAAAAUGAGGUCAUAGUUUUCCAUGCAUGGAAUACAAGGUUAACUGUGUAUGCUCUGGACACCGGCCGCAGCCAGGUUAUUAAAUCUCCGAAAUUUGCUCAUCAUAAUGGCUUCGGGUACCGACCUAAGACGGGGCAGUUUGCAAUCCUAUUAAAACCAGACACAGUGGACCUAUUGACUAUCCAUGGGUUCAGAUCGUACGAGUUAAUAAACCGGGCGGUGCUACCGACAGUAGACGCUCAAGGCUUGAAAUGGAGCCCCGACGGGAGAUGGGUAGCCGUUUGGGAUGCUGCCAGUGCGGGUACCAAGGUUCUUGUAUUCACUGCCGACGGGCAACUCUUCAGGACUUAUACCGGGCCACCUGGGUUCGAUGAUUCCUUUGACCUUGGAGUCCGAGGUAUAGAAUGGAGUCCGGUUGCGAACGAGAGCGGCAUCUCGGAAUAUCUAGCCAUCAGCAAGGUCGAUGGAACUGUUGAUAUUUUACGGUGCAAAACAUUCUCAUGCUCGACAACAUUAUCCCAUGUCUUCCAAAUUGAUGACAACUCGCCCAGUAUAUGGCGUGAGCGCUACGCAACUACAGACGGCACCCUUGAAUAUGCCGAGUCGUCCAGCUCUUCUGCCUUUAGUAUAACUGCAGAAACAUCCGGCCCACCGCGGGGCGUAUCAAUCAUGGCAUUCAGUUGCAACGGAAACCUCCUAGCCACUGUAGACCAAACACGACCAAACAUUGUUUGGAUAUGGAACUUGGAGUCCACUGCCGUGCUUGUAUCAGCCUUGGUUCACGAACAUCCUGUCAAGCAGGUCGCAUGGCAUCCCUCGAACAUCCAGUUACUUAUCAUCACUGCCAACAAUGCUCUUGCUGCUGUUCGAUCCUGGAGCCCUGACAGCCAGCCGUCAAUCAUUUACAUUCCUACUUCACGAAGCGACAGCGGGCGAUACGAUAUGAAAUGGCUAUCAUCCAGUCAAGGAGACGACUCAAAGUUCUGGUUUGGAACGACUGAAGAGUAUACACUCGGUCGUAUGGAGAGCGAAGGUGAUAGUUCACAGUUCAAAGGACUUAAUACUAUCAAGGGUCUCCCCACUCGAAUUUCGCACUUGGGCUCUCACUUCCGGCCGUUGAUUGUCGCGCUCUCAUCCGUCGUCGAACAACCAGAUCAGACAGUCAAGAUGGCUCCCGCACGCAAGAAGUGGUCCAAGGGCAAGGUCAAGGACAAGGCCCAGCACGCCGUUGUCCUCGAGAAGCAGGUCGCUGAGCGUCUCAACAAGGACGUCCAGUCUUACCGUCUCAUCACCGUCGCCACCCUUGUCGACCGUCUUAAGAUCAACGGCUCCCUCGCCCGUAAGGCUCUUGAGGACCUUGAGGAGAAGGGCCAGAUCAAGAAGGUUGUCGGCCACUCCAAGUUGAACAUCUACACCCGUGCCGUUACCGCUGAGUAA